CCGGAAGUGAAAGAAAACACUCCAACACGAAGCCGUGCCUCAGCUGAUCCUUGUCAAUAAAACAUUGACCACUGAAGAAUUGGACGGAAUUUAAAGCUUUUCAUUCACACUCUCCUUGCUUUUGGGAGCUUGGGUGAUCUUUUAGGUUCGAAGAAAGCUCAGCAUCUGCUUGUUCCAAGAUGAACGUCACUCUCGCUGUCAAACAGUAUGUCUCGAAAAUGAUCGAGAGCAGCGGGCCAGGCAUGAAGGUUCUGCUGAUGGAUAAAGAGACGACCAGCAUCGUCAGUGUCGUCUACACUCAGUCAGAGAUCUUACAGAAGGAAGUCUACCUUUUUGAACGCAUUGAUUCACAGAAUCGAGACAGCAUGAAGCAUCUCAAGGCUAUUUGCUACCUUCGACCAACUAAGGAGAAUGUGGAGCAUCUGAUUCAAGAGCUGCGGCGGCCAAAAUACAGUGUCUACUUCAUCUACUUCAGUAACGUCAUCAGUAAGAGUGAGGUGAAAGCCCUAGCGGAAGCUGAUGAACAAGAGGUGGUGGCAGAGAUGCAGGAGUUCUAUGGGGACUUCAUUGCUGUGAACCCUCACGUGUUCUCUCUCAACCUCAGCGGAGUAGCCAGAGGUCGUAGCUGGGAGCCUAGUAUGCUUGGUCGUACCACCCAGGGACUGACGUCAGUUUUGUUGGCCCUGAAGAAAUGCCCCAUGAUCCGCUACCAGCUGUCCUCAGACAUGGCCAAGAGGCUUGCAGAGUCUGUGAAGCAAAUUAUUACCAAGGAGUACGAGCUGUUUGACUUUAGAAAGACAGAAGUGCCUCCACUGCUGCUCAUUCUGGACCGGAAUGAUGACGCCAUCACCCCUCUCCUCAACCAGUGGACAUAUCAGGCCAUGGUGCACGAGCUCCUGGGCUUGAACAACAACCGCAUAGAUUUGUCCAGAGUUCCAGGCAUCAGCAAAGACCUGCGAGAGGUUGUGCUCUCCGCAGAAAACGAUGAGUUCUAUGCCAAUAAUUUGUACUUGAACUUUGGUGAGAUUGGAACCAACAUCAGGAACCUGAUGGAGGACUUUCAAAAGAAGAAGCCCAAAGGCCAGCAGAAACUGGAGUCCAUUACCGACAUGAAGGCCUUCGUAGAAAACUACCCUCAGUUUAAGAAGAUGUCGGGCCACGUGUCCAAGCACGUGACGGUGGUGGGCGAGCUGUCACGGCUGGUGAGCGAGCGCUGCCUGAUGGAGGUGUCCGAGGUGGAGCAGGAGCUGGCCUGCCAGAACGACCACAGCAACGCGCAACAGAUGGUGCGUCGUCUGCUGCAGCACCCGCGGGUGUGUGACCUGGACGCCGCGCGGCUGGUCAUGCUCUACGCCCUGCGCUACGAGAAGCACAGCAACAACAUCCUGUCCUCGCUCAUGGACGACCUGCAGCGCAAGGGUGUGUCGGAGCGCAACCGCAAGAUGAUUCAGUCCGUGGUGGAGUACGGAGGCAAGCGAGUGAGAGGAAGUGACCUCAUCACCCCCACAGACGCUGUGGCCAUCACUAAGCAGUUCUUCAAAGGGCUCAAGGGAGUUGAGAAUGUGUACACUCAGCACCAGCCCUUGCUGCAUGACACUCUGGACCAGCUGAUUAAAGGUCGACUGAAGGACAGCCAGUUCCCAUACCUGGGGCCGAGCUCCCUCAGAGACCGCCCACAGGACAUCAUCGUGUUCAUCAUCGGCGGAGCCACCUAUGAAGAGGCCCUGGCCGUGUACAACCUGAACCGCACCAUGCCUGGCGUCCGCAUCGUGCUGGGGGGCACCACCAUCCACAACACCACCAGCUUCCUGGAGGAAGUGAGGUCGGCAAGCAGUGGAGGCCAGAGUGGACACCCACAAGGAAUGGGUCGUAACCCGAACCGACGUUGACACACACACACACACACACACACACACACACACACACACACACGUUCGUUUCUGAGCUGAAUCCCUUCACUCAUAGACAUUCCUCUCUGAUCUCAGACAUGGGUACUCUGACUAUGGAUAUGAACUUUCUCUGCUCACACUCAACACUCCUCCAACUACAAUAUCUGUUGUAUUCACAGCCUCAAAUCACCUCCAUCCAUCCAUCCACCAGAUAAAGAAAAAAAAGCUGAAUUUUGGAGUAGAAUUAGAGUCAAGUGAAACAAACCCACCAUUUCUUUUGAUAACCUUACAAAGUAACUGUAACCUGUUCAAAUAAAUCAGUACACACACACACACACACACACACACACACACACACACACACACACACACACACACACCCAACUAUCCAACACCAUACCACCUUUACUGUUACUGAACAAGUUAUUCAACCUGUUACACCACACAGAUGAUGUCUUGCAUGCCUUGAUUUCUCUCCUAUUUGCUUGGGAGACUUUGUCAUCUCAAAAGAAGUACUGCCUCCGUUAUGAUACUUAUAAGCUUAAAGGGGCACAUCCAACACUUCCACAAGGUCAUGGCAGACAAGGCUCACUGUAUGACUUGGUUGGUAAACAGUUAUUGCUUUUAUUUGUGUUUUCUUUUAUCAGUUUUACACAAGAACAAAAUCAUGCAAAUGGUGACCUGUGAUUCUCAAUAGUCUUGUGGGGGAGGCCAUCUUAACUGGAUAACUGAUGCACUACAGAGUUGAUCUAAUCGGAGUCCAUUUUAAAUAACUACUGCUGUAAGGACCCCAUGUACAUGUUUUUUUUUUUUUCUUUUGUUUAUUUGUUUUUCCUCCUAAGGAUGUGUGUACAUUUCUGUGUAUACCUUUUUUUCCCGGUGCUUUUGUACAGUUUAUCAUGCAUAUUGUCUUGCAGGAAAUAAAUCUUUACUGUGAGUAUUUUA
This is a messenger RNA of Clupea harengus (Atlantic herring), 2834 nucleotides long. RefSeq names its product vacuolar protein sorting 45 homolog (gene vps45). Gene Ontology annotation, biological process: vesicle-mediated transport. The record is from RefSeq and is a predicted model, not a curated record. Lineage: Eukaryota; Metazoa; Chordata; Actinopteri; Clupeiformes; Clupeidae.